This is a messenger RNA of Schistocerca gregaria, 5072 nucleotides long. RefSeq lists its product as uncharacterized. Gene Ontology annotation, biological process: proteasome-mediated ubiquitin-dependent protein catabolic process; regulation of DNA repair. Bases 3421 to 4680 code for a protein of 419 amino acids. The transcript is spliced from 7 exons. Gene Ontology annotation, cellular component: replication fork; proteasome regulatory particle, base subcomplex. Gene Ontology annotation, molecular function: ATP hydrolysis activity; ATP binding; proteasome-activating activity. NCBI's taxonomy places the organism in Eukaryota, Metazoa, Arthropoda, Insecta, Orthoptera, Acrididae. The record is from RefSeq and is a predicted model, not a curated record.
UUAUGCAGUUUUUGAAAAAGUAAAGGGAGGUUUUAUUGUAAUCAAGACAGUUUUAGUAGAGAUGAUAAAAUGGAUUCUUUGAAGGUGUUUGGCAUUUUUUUUAGGCUCGGUGCAUCAUGUGAGUAUGAUAAAAGCGCAAAGUUUGAGGUGAAGAAUAUUCAGAGAUGUUAUGUAUCAGCUAUAUUUAAGGAUGACCGUUCGGAACUGAAGGAAGUGUAUGAUGCGACUCUGUUUGAUGGGAUUUAUUGUGUGAAGUGUGUAUUAUCGCUGGACGAUGAGUUUGGGUUAGAAGAGUUGAGUCUAUUGAGAAGAGUGAUUAAAUUGAGCAAUGUCAAAUUAGUGUACAGAUUGCCGUCGGUGAGGGUGAUGAUGAUUACAGGCGUGGAAUUGUUGGAGGGGGGCGUAGUGAAUGAAGGGCAAGGGGAUGGAAAGGAGAUUUUGGGAGCGAGAGAUAUAUCAUGGCUCGAAUUGAAGGACGAAUGGCGCGAGUUGAUAGAAGUGAGAGAGUUAGAAUACAGCGAGCCGAUGCUAGGAAAGUGCAAAUAUUAUCAUAGUUUGUGGUGCGACGAUUGUCCGAUGGUGAAGAAGUGGAAAGACGUAGAGAGUGUGACACGUGUAUGCGAGCACAGUGAUGAGAUAUGUGACAGGCGCGGAGACGAAUAUGUAGGUGUGUCUGAAUUAGAAAAGAGGAGCAGGUUGUACGCAGAGGGCGAUAAAGUGACUAGGAAGAGGGAAAGUAUAAAUUGGGUGAUGGUGGGUAGAAUUGUGAUGAAGUCUAGGCUAUUUCACAUGAUAAGGAAGAGCGAUAUUUAUUCUUGUCCGAUGUAUUUUAUGAUUCGAGUGAUGGACAUGGAAAGUUUGUAUGUGGACGUAUAUAUAUGGAAUAAUAGUUGCAUUGAUUAUUUCAAGUCGUUAGAAUGUGGUCAGGUGGUGAAGUUGAGUCGGUUUGUGGUAAAGCGUCGUUUUUUCGGGGAGGGAAGAGAGGUGGAGGCGAGGUUAUGGAAUGGGGUGAGAGAGGGUCCGGUAAUAGAAUUGUCGGUGAAUCCGUCGAAUCCAAAGGGAGUGAUAGAGGUGCUGACAGAGAAAGGGGAGAUAAAGUUCGAUAAUGCGAUUGAUAGUCAUCAAGUGGGCAUUGUGGCGCUGGACGAGUUGCUUCAAAUAGUGAAGGAACAGGCGAGUGCGAUGAAGAAGUGCGUGUUCGACGGGAUGUUUAGAGGGGAUGUGCAGAUGGAGUUGAGGUUUCCUCGUUGGAGUGUGUACGGGAAGGUGAGUUGGGUGGGGAGACUGGAAUACGUGAAGACGUUUGUGACAGAGGAAGGUGAAUUGAAGAAGGAGGGAGGGCAAAGAGGACGCAUUAGCUAUCGUUGGCUAUGGUUGGACGUGAACGGGAGAAUGAAUGUGAGGAGCAUGUACACAUUGUUGACAUGCAACUCUGGCCACACGAGACUAGAGAAUAUUUGUCCGGGAGAGCGUUUAGUGGUGACAGAAUUAAUAGUGGUCGAGCAUAGCAACGUGUUGAUUGGGAUAUCGAGCGCAUUUACGGUGACAAACAGCAUACACAGAAAUAGAAAGGCAGAAGAGCAGCAGGGUGCAAAAGAAGAAGACGGCUGUAUGAGAAAGUCUGAGGAUAUCAACGGGGACAAGAUGUGGUCAGAGAAGUUUAGUUGUUUUACUAUUUGGUUUGAGAGUGCAGAGGAAUAUGUGAAAUAUUGUCGAGCGAGGAAGGCGGUAGAUUUCGAGAGUUUAUUAUAUGUGAAAGUAUUAGAGAGAAAAGAGUGGCUUUUAACGUUUUGCAGGAUUGUUGGGGUAUUUUGCCUGGAACGGCAACACGACGUGCCAUUUAAGCCUUUUUUCGGAUGGGAGGAAGUAAAAAAGCUGAAGGAUUUGGCGUCUGCAUCGAAUAUUAUUCGGAGUCACUCCGCUUACUAUUUUGUGAUUUUGCAGGAGUUCGAUGACGCAGAGGGUGAUUGGGAAGAGAGGCUUGAACAUAUGCCGAAGCUUGCGUUGGCAGUUCCGACGCUACCUCAAUUUAUGCGAUCUGGGUACUCAAGAAAAGGGAAGGAGAUGUCUAGAAAUCGGUUCAAAAGAAGAGAAUACAUAUUGAAUUUAUUAGGGAUGAAACAGAAAAAUUACGAGAAACAGACGGAAAUCUGCUUUUGUCAAAGUCUGUCAGAAUCGUUGUUAAACGAGGGAAAAUACGACAUUGGAGUAUCAGUGUAUCGAGACAGAAAUGGUCGGAUUGAAGGGACGACGAACAAUGUGUGGAGGAACGUGGUCAAGACAGAUUGAUGAAAAGAAAUGUCCUCUAAUGGGUGUUCACAUCGUUGCACUCUUUUUAAGGAGGUGCAAAAAGCGGGAACUCUAUAUAGUGACGAUGUUUUGUGUACACGCGUGUACACACUAGACGUACUUUUUUUUUAUUAUAGAUUUACUUUUUGCUUGAAGCAGUCGAUGUUUAAGUUGAGUAAGCUCCGAAAAAAUGCAUCAGCAAAUGAACAGGGAUUGGAAGACGGCACAGGCGAGAGCGUGAAAUCAGAGGAGACGCCUUCAUCUGAGAAGGCGUCUCAAACUGAGGCGCAAAACAAGGAAGGUGAUAUUCCACAGAAAAACACCUUCUCAAUUCGAAAGUCUGGUAAGAGUAGGCGCGGACGGGCCUGCAUUGUGAACGCUGCCGAGCUGCGCGCACAGAAAGAUCUAUCUGAGAUGAAUCUCUCAGAAAUUCCAGGAGUGACAAUCAGUUGGCCAGACGCUGAUAACUUGAUGAAGUUUAAUGUAUAUAUUCAGCCGCUGGAGGGAUUUUAUAAAGAUGCAAAGUUUAUGUUUCAUAUCAGAAUACCUGAAAGUUAUCCAUUCGAUCCGCCAAAAGUUCGCUGCGAAACAACGGUUUUUCAUCCGAAUAUAGACACAGAAGGGCAUGUGUGUUUAAAUAUACUGCGCUCGGACUGGAAGCCGGUUUUGACAAUCAGUUCGGUCGUUAUUGGAUUGGCCUACUUAUUUGUCGAGCCCAAUCCAGACGAUCCCUUGAACAAAGAGGCGGCGGAUAUGAUGUUGAACCGAAUAAAUGAGUUCGAGUACACAAUAAGAAGAACGCUUCGCGGUGGAUAUAUAAUGGGAAGGCAGUAUCCAAAGCUCAUUUGAAGGUUCAGAUAGCGCACGCGCUAGAGGGAUUUGAGGAAAGAAAAAAAUGAAAGUGUGUGGAUUGGUGCUGAUGGCUAGGUGUUGGUGAUUGGUUGGGAUCAAGGCCAAAAAAGGGACAGAAAUAUCAACAGAUUUUUUUUUUGAAAAGUCUGUCAAGUCGAGCAUUUUUUUUAGCGUAAAAUCUCACAUUCUCGUUCAGCGGUGGUAAUGACGAGAGGUGUAUCUGUUUACUCUUGACUAAGAAAAAAUCCGAGAAGAAGCAGGCGGGUGCAUUUAGUGGCCAUGGAAGAGAUAGGUCUGAUAGCAAAGGGCAAAUCGCUGAAAAAGGGGGCGGAAUUGAAGAGGAAUCAGUACUGUUCGACUCCUUUUUCUCUACCUAUAUCGAAGGAUAUGGAGGAUGAUCUGUACAUUCGUUUAAAAGAAUUAGAGAGGAAAUUGGAGGUGUUAGAGAUUCAAGAAGAGUAUAUCAAGGACGAAGUAAAAAAUCUAAAAAGAGAAUUGUUAUAUGCUCAGGAGGAGGUGAAGCGAGUGAGAGCUGUACCGUUGGUGAUAGGUCAAUUCUUAGAAAUGAUAGAUGAGCAUUCUGCUAUAGUGGCGGCGACGACAGGAUCGAAUUAUUUGAUUCGAAUUUUAUCUACAAUAGAUCAGGAAGUAUUGAAGCCGAGUUCUAGCGUGGCCCUGCAUAGACAUUCGAAUGCGUUGGUAGACAUUCUGCCCUCUGAGUUUGAUUCGUCGAUUCAACUGUUAUCUGCGAGCGAGAAGCCGGAUGUGAGUUACAGUGAUGUAGGUGGCUUGGACGUUCAAAAGCAAGAAAUAAGAGAGGCGGUUGAGUUACCCUUGACUCAUGGGGAGCUCUACAAGCAGAUAGGUAUUGAGUCAAUGCGUGGAGUAUUGUUGUAUGGUCCUCCUGGAACUGGAAAGACUAUGACUGUGAAGGCAGUGGCGCAUCAUACAAAUGCGGCUUUCAUUCGCGUAGUUGGGUCUGAAUUUGUACAGAAGUUUCUGGGAGAAGGUCCUAGGAUGGUAAGAGAUGUUUUCAGGCUUGCUAGAGAGAAUAGUCCCGCCAUUGUGUUUAUAGACGAAAUUGAUGCGAUUGGAACGAAGAGAUUUGAUGCUCAAACGGGUGCUGAUCGUGAAGUCCAGCGUAUUCUCCUAGAGCUUUUGAAUCAGAUGGAUGGAUUCGAUCAAAGUACCUAUGUCAAGGUGAUUAUGGCUACUAAUCGUGCUGAUACUUUAGAUCCUGCCCUCUUGCGUCCUGGGAGACUUGAUCGAAAAAUCGAAUUUCCUUAUCCCGACCGACGGCAGAAAAGGCUGAUUUUCCAAGUAGCCACCAGCAAGAUGAAUUUAUCAGAGGAAGUUGAUCUAGAGGAUUACGUUUCCAGGCCAGACAAAAUCAGCGGAGCUGAAAUAACAGCCAUCUGCCAAGAAGCCGGGAUGCAUGCAGUUCGAAAGAAUCGAUAUAUCAUCCUUCCCAAGGAUUUUGAAAAGGGAUACAGAACGCAUGUUAAAUCAGACCAUGACGAACAGCACUGGUAUAAAUAACCCUGCUCUCUGCCUCCCCCUAUUGUCUUUUCGAAUGCAUUCCUUCAUCGCAUCAUGCGCGUGCACAAACAUGUGUAUAAUAGUGAUAUGCGUACAAAAAGCCGCUCUGUAAACACAAAAAAAAUGGAUUUGUUGUUAUGUUAUGCGUUUGUAUACAGUGUGUUAUGUAUGUUAUGUGUUACGUUGCGCACGCUUGGGGAUAAAAAGCAAAUAACAGUCGGUCCUGCACCCGAGACAAAUACAGCCUAAUAGCCUUCUCUCGCGCCCGAACAGAGAUUUUCUUUAUACAGAGGCUGGGUCAUAUUGAGUGCCCAAGAAAUUUGGCCACCAUAGUACAAACGGCGUCUGACGGUCGUAAAGUGAGGCAGAUGUAUCAAUUUUGUAAUCGUCAA